Molecule: messenger RNA, 121 nt
Organism: Linum tenue
Lineage: Eukaryota; Viridiplantae; Streptophyta; Magnoliopsida; Malpighiales; Linaceae
Source: the annotation of a GenBank genome assembly
AUGAUUUUUUUUUUUGCUCUAGACACAAAAAUCCUUGUUGCUUGCGGAUUGCUGUGUACAAAAUGGUCACAGGUCAAAGGAUUGUUGUAGUUUUUAGCAUUUAGUGUUGAUAAAAUCAGGC